Vollenhovia emeryi is the source of this 5447-nucleotide messenger RNA. RefSeq names its product protein tipE (gene Teh2). The transcript has 4 exons. Gene Ontology annotation, biological process: regulation of sodium ion transport. Bases 905 to 1585 code for a protein of 226 amino acids. The record is from RefSeq and is a predicted model, not a curated record. Lineage: Eukaryota; Metazoa; Arthropoda; Insecta; Hymenoptera; Formicidae. Gene Ontology annotation, molecular function: sodium channel regulator activity.
AAAGAGAUUAAAGAAGAAUUUAUCUACUCGCACUGCCUGCACUAAAUAUUUGAAAGACCGCGCACGCAUGCUUAUCGUGACACGAGCAGGUGUUGUCACGAUAUCGAACAAUAUAAUUCCGCACGAUUCUCUCUCGUUCAGAAGGAAAUAACAGCUCAAGAGAGAAGAUUUACUCGAUUUUGGCGUUUUUCCACACGUGACGUUCGUAGCUCUUAAGAGGUUCCCCUUUUCUGAUUGAUUUGCCGCGACCAAUAGCUAGAGUUUAACAGCCAAGAGGCGCGCCUCGCUGAUGGAUAAUUGACUCGAGACGAGUUCUCGACAGCCUGCUUACUUAACAAUCCAACAACUCAACGUAACCGGAGUUGCGAGCGAGGACGCGAGCAACCCAGCGAUAUCGACGGAAGUCGGCCUACUCGAAGACCUUCAUCUCUCAAGAAGCCUCAUAUUCAAAACUUGGAAUUUGCCAAGUCAACACAGUUCUAUAUCUGUCAGUCUCGUUUAAAUGUACAAAGUCGAUUUUUUAAUAAUCGUCGCUUAAUUAUCCUUGUCACAUUAUACCUCGUUCAAUUUCGCAAGUCUUUAGCAUUAAUUCUUAAAUAAAUCACAAGUUCUUUCAUGAAACUCGCAGAUCGUUAUUAAUCGCAGCUUGCAUUAUAAUAUUUCACUCGUUUGAGGAAAAUUAUUUCCUCGUUCGCCGCAGCCAUCGGACAAGGAAGAAUGACAGCGUGAACGAAGGUGCCGUGAGCGAAGCAUAAGCACGUCUCCUCGGACGUGCCCCGAUCGGCCGCGCGAAUCGUGGCUGUGUACGUAUCUCUUCCGAGAAGCUUUUGAGUAAAUCGCGAGUAGGGCCCCGCGCGGCCCACAAACAGCCGCAAUCAUUGAUUCCGACGAAUCGACGGUGAUAAUGGGCGUUCAGGUGGAGGAGUCCAAGAUAGGCGCCGUGAUCGAGAAGGCCAAGUUUUACACCUCCGUCUGCCUGGGCACCACGGCGAUUCUCGCGGUCUUCGCCUUUCUGUUUCUGAUCCCGUUCGUCGUCGAGCCGGCGAUAACCACCAUCCUGGCGGAUUUCUCGCCGCACGCGGUCGCCUGCAUCACGACGGGGCACGUGUACGCGGAGGGAUUGAAGAACUGUUCGUGGGCGAGCUGCAGGGAAGGUUGUACUUCGGCUGCGCUCCGUUGCCAUCAGAUCAAAGUCAACUACACCAGGCUCCCGUACGAGGAGUUCAUGGCCAAGCCGUUGGGCUCGGUGCCGUGGGACGUCACCGACACCAAAUUCUUCGUCAACACGGAAGGAUGCGGCUACCCGCCCAGAGUCAACUGUACUCUUUUCGCGAAGAAAUACGCCUAUGAAAAUAUCGGCAAGAUAUUUCCCUGCUACUACAGCAGAACGCAUCCGGAGACGGUUGUCGCGAGAUACUCGUGGGAUGAGAAUCUGAGGCAUCUGGUGCUAGCCAUUAUUGUGCCCAUAGUGCUGUUCGCCGCGACACUUGGCGUGCUGUGCUACUGGUAUUGUCCGCCGGUGAACAAGACCUGCGGCGGAUCGAGUCGCAAUCUCAUGGACAAGUAUGCUAGAAAGGAAGAGUAAGUCAUCUUGGCAGAGGACGAAUUCGAGGAGGACGAAGAGGAAUACUGACUGCUACCAAGGGCUCACCCCCCGGCGCGGGAGUGAUCCCAGCGAAAUAAUCUCCGAAUGGCUCCAGCGUACUUUACUUUUUAAAUUUAAGCGAGCGAGCAACAGCGCUUAAGGAAAAUUCGCAAAGAGUGGGAAAAACGGAUCUCGCGUUGUUAUCGCUUUUUAUCGGGUUUACUCAUUAGGGAGUUACGCUUGACGCUACAUCCGACGUUUUUGUCCUUUAUACCCGAUUCGUGCUUUUAAUAAAUGAAACAUACGCCUAGGUUUAUAUGCCAGCGAAAGAAAAAACAAUUUAUCUCUUUCUAUCUCUUCUUCUCGAUAUUUCAAUUGCACCGAGAUUAGUUACGUGCACUUACUCGAAAGAAACGUAAAACGUCAGAUUUAUUUGGCGGAUCAGCCAUGAGAUGAGACCCUCGCGCGAAGAAGAUGUACCUUAAAUUUACGAUGUAAAGUGGGCCAUGAAUAUGAGAACUCGGACUUUUCAAUUAUCUAUCAGUAUUCCAUGCGAGUUUCGAGAGGAUGUGGCACGAAACAUGCGGCAAUGUCAGGAAACAAUAUUAUGCAUUAAUGAAACGCAAUAUGGUAUAUUAAUAACGUAAAUGAAAUUCAAUUAAUAAUACAUUGGAUGUACGGCAUAACACUCGCUAAAUUAUUCGGCAGCGGUAGUUGUUUAUUCUAAAAUCUUGCCAGUCAAAUCUAGAAAUUAAUUAUGGAAUUUCAAACGAAGCAAUUAGGAUAACGGCGAUGAUAAACUUCCGUGUGUUUCGAGGUCACUCGUGAUAAAGGCGCGCCUUCCUACUUACGUGAUAAAAGUUUAAGCAGUACGAUAGUUUUUAAACGGCACAGAUUAGGUUUUGCAGCAGCAUCGGGUUUUAGAUUAAGCUACGUAGCCGUGAAUUUACGAUUGGUCACAUAAGCUGCCCUUGUGACGAUAAAUCGAUUGUCAAGUAUCGAUGGGAGCACUGCGAGCGGUACGUGGCUCGAUGCUAAGCGCAAUAUCUUCACUCAUCGUCGAGUUGAAGAGACAGACUCCAAUGCGGACUCCUAUUAGGCCAAUCGCGUUACUCGCUACACUAAAUCAUGUGGUUUUUCAAAACCGCUAAUAUUUUAAUUGUCCCAUUCGUGCCUCCUAUUGUCAUUGCUUUUCGAAGUAGAUCGAGCGAUAAGCUGCUCUCGCGUACUUAAUAAUUUUCCGACGUAGGACUGCAUCAGAGGUGACCUGAGAGAGCUGGAAAACAUUUUCAUUUCGUAGGAGUAAAUUAAAAUUGUGAUUACGUUCCGUAGAAUAGGAAGAGAAGCAAUCCGUAAAUAUUAUUGCUGAUAUUGAGAAGAGUACAAAGGCAACGGUAGUGAAUGUAAAUUAUGAAAGUGCUUUAUAAAGAGAGAAGUGAAGCAAGUGACGCGGUUUGCUUUCGAAAUCCGCUUCCGCACCAAGUAACGUAGGUUAAGACUAGGCUGUAAGUUAAGCCUGUGAAUAUUACUAAUCGUAAUUCUAUCGAAAUCGAUAUAAGAGUUGUUACGAAUUUUGUACGCGGAUGCAAAGCCACGUCGUGGAUUCUAUAGUCAAAGAGAAGAUAUAUUAUAUAAAUAUAUGCGAGUAUAAUGCGUAUGUUAAACGCAUAAAAACGCACGUGAACGCUGGUACGCAUUGUGCGCAUAGUUUGUAGGCGUAGAUGUAACUUUUAAGUUGGAUUUUUUUGCAGGGACGCGCGAACUACAUUCCGUAAGCUACGAAACGACAUCGUUCACUAUCGGAGCAUGCUCGCAAAGCGAUAAUUCUAUUUGGCAUAAUUGCUAAAUGCUGCGAUUAAUGCAGAUAAUAAUUUAUUAGUAGCUUCAAUCGAGAACGUGACAAAAGAUGAAACGAAGUAGCGUAAAUUUUAGGAUAUUAAAUAAUUGAAGUAAGUAUUUGAUCGAAUUUUGACGAACGAUGACAUUAUUCUCCACGAUUGCAAUGUUUAAUUAGCUUAUAUCUCUUAAAAUUGUUUCUGUCGGCGUUUUAAGUUCCGCGCUUCGGAGUCACUCGAAGAGUGCCCGCACCCGACGAAACUGAUUUUAAUAACGUUUGUUUCGAAGCGUAUGGAAAUCAUGUCGUGACCCUCUACAUCUAGUAUGGUUGUGAAUCCUUACUCGGCCUUACUCUAGGUGUCCAGAACGGGAGGGCUUCCACGAGGUAGCAACUUCCCGCGGACCCUACGUUUCGGCACUCAUUCCCCACUCGAAGCUUGCUAGUUUCCAUUCGACGAUCGAUCGCGCGAUCGCCACCGAAUCGCGGAUGUCCGUCGACUUCAAGUCGCGCUAAUUACACGAUUUCGCUCGACUCGAUUCUCUCUCGCUGCUACUUACUAGUGCCAGGCAAGUCGGAUGAAUUUCAAACGAGGAUGCUAAAUUUUGUAAUUACGCUAAUACUGAUAAGAUGUUCAAGAAUAAUCAAAAUUAGAAAUCGGAUGAUAAGUAUUAAUUUGAAACGCCAUUAGAGCAUCGAAUUAUAUGAAUCGAGAGAUUCCUACUUCUCUUUUCUUGCGCUUCUUUCACGCGAGAAUAUUUGCUCAAAACGCUCACAAUCGACGAAACGACGGCGCAAAUUGAAUUCGCUUCCGGAGCUGCAGAGUCACAUCAGUUUGCCAUCGAGCCAUCGCAAAAUUUUCAUCUUCAGUUAGAAUUAAAAACUCUUAUGUGAUAUUUAAAAGCUUUCAAGCGCAACACCAAGAAAGCUCUACGCGGACAAUCCAGGAGCAGUUAGCUCGCGUGUAGGCACAAUUUUCGCAUCGGUUCUAGUGCCAAUUAAAUUCGCUAGCUCGACUAGCCGGUCGCAAUCGUCGUAGGCAGCAUUCUUAGAUCGCACGAUCUUAUCGAUCGCGAGAGAAGAUGUUUAUACAUAUAUUAGAGACUAGGGAUCUCAAGCGAAUAAUUUCUUUCUCGAUGAGUCGUAGGAUUUUUUUUCGUAGAGAAUUAUGAAAUCUUAAAAAUUUCAUUCGGAAAUCCUCCGAUUUGUUAUCCAAUUUUAGAAUUACGAGAAAUAAAUAUCGAUAACGGUAACGUUGCAAUGUUUAAUGCGAUAUGGAAAAUGAUAAUACACAUACCUAGCAUAUAAAGAUAUUCUAUAAAGAUUAUAAUUUAAUCUCUGUUCACUUCUCGAAGGAUUAAUAGCAAGUUAUAAUCAAGGAAAGACUUAAGAUGCGUGUAUUUACUUGAGAUCUCUCUUUAGAUAGGUAAACAAAUUCUAGCAUAAAUUUAACUAAUUUAUACGCAAGGGUGAAGUAGAGUAAACAAGCGGUUAACUGAGUAACCUAAUGGAGCACGAAUUGAUAAUAAACGAGAGUAUUGCGAAUUCUAUUUCCACACGCGAUUUAGCUGUCAUACUUGUCUGAAAAUCAGCAGUGCUGUUUGUCCUCGACCGACAGACGCGAGCAUUAUUCGAUAAUUAUUCACGUAUUAAUAUACCCCCUCGUAAUGUUAUAUUUGGCCGCUAUAAUAAUACUCGCACUUACUAUAUCCGGAUACUUGUCAUGCUCCUCACAUCAUGUUCCUCUCUCUUUUUCUCGCCUCUUUCCUUAGAUAUAAAAAGAAAUCUUUAAUAUAAAUGAGAAAAUACUCUUCGAGACGCUUCCUUUCUCUCUACUCGAAAGUUUUCAACUCGUCCACCGCUUCUUACAUACUGAAUCAUAAAUAUUGUACAUAAUAUAUACAUAUAUAUUAUAUACAGCGUGUAUAUACAUAUAAACCACAUACUCGCUCUGCGAUACGAACGGACUAUUGUAUAUAAGAGAUUGUACGAGUUCGUUUAAAAUACAUAAAAAAUGAUUUCUGUUAA